AUGGAUUCUGAUCUUGGUGAUGCCGCAAACGUGUGGAAUAACGCGUCAUUGGGACUGCACAGCGAGGUCCGCUCCUACGCGUCGUCCAACAGCUCCAACUCGAGCUCAGCCCCCGGGCCUGGCAGCGCACACUUCAGCCUCAGUCGGGCGCUGCCUGUGGGCAUGGUUCUGGGCGCGUUUAUAGUGUUCGCGAUCGUGGGCAACAUCCUGGUCAUCCUCUCCGUGGUGUGCAACAGGCACCUGCGCAUUCCAACAAACUACUUCAUCAUAAAUCUGGCCAUUGCGGAUCUGUUGCUUGGUACCACCGUGCUCCCGGUGUCUGCCACGCUGGAGAUUCUGAACUACUGGGUGUUUGGGAGGAUUUUCUGUGACAUCUGGGCUGCCGUAGAUGUCCUGUGUUGCACAGCGUCCAUCAUGAGCUUGUGCGUAAUAUCCAUCGACAGAUACAUCGGAGUACGGUACCCUUUGCAGUACCCGAGUAUUGUGACGGAGAAAAGAGCGCUCCUGGCCAUGCUGGGAGUUUGGGUGCUUGCUUUGAUUAUCUCCAUCGGACCCUUGCUUGGAUGGAAAGAGCCGCCUUCUGAGGAUGAAACCGUUUGUCCAAUAACAGAGGAGCCGUUUUACGCGCUUUUUUCGUCUCUUGGCUCUUUCUACAUCCCCCUAGCUGUGAUUUUGGCCAUGUACUGCCGCGUUUACGUCGUUGCCAAAAGGACCACUAAGAAUUUAGAAGCUGGAGUGAUGAAGGAGCGCAAUGACUCCAGUGAGCUCACACUCCGAGUGCACUACAGAGGCUCCCACAUCCAAGACGACUGCAGCAGCACGGGCAAGGGCCAAAUGAGGAGCUCGCUUACUGUGAAAUUACUGAAGUUUUCUAGAGAAAAGAAAGCUGCCAAAACUCUUGGUGUUGUAGUCGGCAUGUUCAUCCUGUGCUGGUUACCGUUUUUCCUGGUUCUACCCAUCGGUUCCUUUAAUACCAACCUGCGUCCUCCAGAGACAUUUUUCAAGGUGAUCUUCUGGCUCGGCUACUUCAACAGCUGCCUAAACCCCAUCAUCUACCCGUGCACUAGCCGCGAGUUUAAACAGGGAUUCAUCCGCAUCCUGCGCUGUCAGUGCCAGCAGCGGAAGGGAUGGAGACCCUACAACUACCGCUCCCACAUGGGUCCCGCCAACCAGAUCUACAUGGACAACAGCUCAGUUUGCAUGAACGGCAGUCACGCGUCUCCCAGCCCUCGGUUCUUCAGCAGAGGCACUGGCUCUAACACAGCAUCGGGUCUCUUACCAGGCUGGAGUUCCUCCUCCACCUCUCUGUCCAGCAGUUCCUUCCCUAGGAAGUUCAUUGCCAGCCCUGGACCGGCGUGUGAGAAUUCAGACAAAUCCAGCAAGGUGACUCUUCUUAUUCCUGACGGGGUUCCAUCGACAGAUCCCCAGCAUUCCAACGGGCAGAACGUUAAUGAAGAAGUGGAGCCAGACACAAAUUCCAGACUCACGCCUGAAAUGAAACUGUAGGGUACACGCUGUCUAGCUUUCGCACUUGUUUCUCUUCUUUGUUUUUAUGGUGUACGUUUGACAUCCUUGUCAUAGUUGAAGAAUCUUUUUAAUUCCGCAUGUCUCCAUUGUGAACAAAGUUGCUCACAUCAGUGGCUGCUGAUGUUCAACGGCGAAUUAAUUAAGAGUGAAUAUUUCUGCAUUUUACUUAUCUUGGAUUUUUAACACAUGCAUUCUGUCUCUAUUUGUGCUGUAAAAUUAUUAUUAAACAGGUUUUUUUAAUUAAAAGUCAUGACCUUUGUAUAUAAUAUUAUUAUUAUUAUUAUUAUUAAUAUAUUUUAUGGAAUAUUAUUUUGUUCUGGAAGUGCUGUACAUAGCAAAGGUAAAGCAUGAUGUAAUUCAGUCUGGUUUCCAGUAGCAGAAUUUAGCACUUGCUAAUGUGCUCAGUGACUUACUGCUUGCUUCAGAUUUUGGAUAUUUUUCCAUUUUGGGCACUGUUGGAAUGCGGCAUUUGACACUAUUUACAAGGGAUGCAUCAGUACAGAUACUGGUACCAAGUAUUGGUCUGAUUCUUUGCAUAUUUACUUUCCUAUGUUCCUGAUGACAGCCAAAAAAUAACAGCAAUCUGGAAGUAUUUCAGCAAUAAUCCCGGUAACCAAUGCGAAGCAGACUGAGAUCAGACUACAGCAACUACAUAAAACAUUUUAAACAUAAAAAAACAAGGUGUUCAUUGCUUAGGGGAGGAUAACGAAAGGUGUUUUACUCACUGCUGGACUGAAGCUGGACAAAACUAGGUCUUCUCCAUUGCAACCUUACUCGAUCCAAGGAACUUGUGUAGCUAGCUAACAUCAACUUACCUUAGAAAGCAUGAGUCUAGUGCUUGAACCGGGUACAACAUAAGCAGAGAUAAAUAAUAUGUUUAAUGAUAAUAAGAUGGAUAUUAAAACACACACACACAAAUCUUUCUUAUUUUGUCUGGGUCAGAAUAGUAUUGAUGCAUCCGAGCUAUUGGCCAUGAUAUUUUUAUAGAGAGGCGUAAAACAUGGUCGGAUUAGACAGAUGAAUUCUUGCAUGAUCUAAUUUGACGACCUUUUCCCAAGACGAAUACAGAUUCCUCAGAGCCUAAGUGCAGUAUGGUGUCUCACAAGGUUGUGCUGUUCUUCUUCUUCUUCUUCUUCUUGUUAUUAUUAUUUGAAUUUCUUGCUUUCGACAGAUACAUCACGAGUAUUAUGUUGGCUCUCACUUCUGUGCUAUCCUUUGUAUAUAUUGACCUUAUUUAUAAUAAGCUGUGUUCGUCACUGUUAUCGAAUAUAUAGGUUCGUUGUUUUGCUGAAUUUGCUGGUAUCUUGAUUUAUCUGUGUUUGGUGUGUAAAAGUGGCUAUGAAUUUGGGAACAUUAUGUGUUACGUUACAGGGUUUAAGAUGCUGGAGAUUAUUUUUUAUUUCCUUUUUUUCUACGUUACGAUUUUUAAAGCUGUAUUGCUUUAAGUCAUAACCCCUUCAUCCUUACUUAAAUCGGAGUCUGAAUAAAGAGUCAUGAUGAGAUUAUAAUCUUACUAGUG
This is a messenger RNA of Hemibagrus wyckioides, 3046 nucleotides long. RefSeq names its product adrenoceptor alpha 1Ba (gene adra1ba). The record is from RefSeq and is a predicted model, not a curated record. NCBI's taxonomy places the organism in Eukaryota, Metazoa, Chordata, Actinopteri, Siluriformes, Bagridae. Gene Ontology annotation, cellular component: membrane. Gene Ontology annotation, biological process: cell-cell signaling; phospholipase C-activating G protein-coupled receptor signaling pathway; positive regulation of cytosolic calcium ion concentration. Gene Ontology annotation, molecular function: alpha1-adrenergic receptor activity. The transcript has 2 exons. Bases 1 to 1506 code for a protein of 501 amino acids.